UGGCGCGGCGGGAUGCGGCCCCCGGGGGGCGGCGCGGGGUCCGUGGCGCUGGCGGCGGGGCUGGUGCUGCUCUACUACGCCUUCUCCAUCGGCAUCACCUUCUACAACAAGUGGAUCAUGAAGAGCUUCGGCUUCCCGCUCUUCAUGACGCUGCUGCACCUGCUGGUCAUCUUCGCGCUCUCGGGCCUGACGCGCCGCUGCGCCCGGAGACCCGCCCGGCCGCUGCUGCCCUGGGCCGCCUACCUGCGCCAGGUGGGCCCCGCAGCUCUGUCAACAGCCCUGGACGUGGGGCUCAGCAACUGGAGCUUCCUCUACAUCACUGUCUCCCUCUACACCAUGACCAAGUCCUCGGCUGUCCUCUUCAUCUUGUUCUUCUCUCUGGUCUUCAAGCUGGAGGAGCCGAGGGCGGCGCUGGUGCUGGUGGUGCUGCUCAUUGCGGGGGGACUCUUCCUCUUCACCUACAAGGCGACACAGUUUAACAUGGAGGGCUUUGCCAUGGUGCUGGGUGCCUCCUUCCUGGGCGGAAUCCGCUGGACGCUGACACAGAUACUUCUGCAGAAGGACGAGCUGGGACUCCAGAAUCCCAUAGACACCAUGUUCCACCUGCAGCCAGCCAUGUUUCUGGGCCUCUUCCCCCUCUUCGCUGCCUUCGAGGGCCUGCCCUUGUCUGUAUCGGAGAAGCUCUUCCGUUUCCACGAGGUGGACCUUCUGUUGGGCCUCUUGGGGAAGCUGGCCCUGGGAGGGCUGCUGGCCUUUGGGCUCGGCUUCUCCGAGUUCCUCCUGGUGUCGAAAACCUCCAGCCUCGCCUUGUCCAUCUCUGGGAUUUUCAAGGAGGUCUGCACUCUGCUGCUGGCCACACACCUCAUGGGAGACCACCUAAGCCUCUUGAACUGGCUGGGCUUCGUUGUCUGCCUCCUGGGGCUCUCCCUCCACGUUGCGCUGAAGGCUCUCAGUGCCACAGGGCAAAAGGGCGCCAGGCAGCCCAAGGAGUCUUGCUCCAGCCCGGACUUGGAGUUGCUGCUGCUCCACCACCAGGAGGAAGAGGACCCUGCGGGAUUCCCCCAGCGCUGAAACACGCCAGCAGCUCAGCCAAGAGAGUCCAAAGGCAGGGGGAGCCAGCCACCCCGGAGGGCUUCAAAUGGGGGAGCUCGUGACCCCUCAGA
This is a messenger RNA of Lacerta agilis (Sand lizard), 1163 nucleotides long. It is a transcript of the gene SLC35H1, whose product is annotated as solute carrier family 35 member C2. NCBI's taxonomy places the organism in Eukaryota, Metazoa, Chordata, Lepidosauria, Squamata, Lacertidae. Gene Ontology annotation, cellular component: Golgi apparatus; cis-Golgi network; endoplasmic reticulum-Golgi intermediate compartment. Gene Ontology annotation, molecular function: antiporter activity. The record is from RefSeq and is a predicted model, not a curated record. The transcript is spliced from 9 exons. Bases 13 to 1071 code for a protein of 352 amino acids. Gene Ontology annotation, biological process: UDP-glucose transmembrane transport.